UUAUAACUUUUCAAAGUUGACAGGAUUUUUUGGAGUAUGAUGUUAAUUUGGUUGCAAGUGGCAGGGUUAAUGUUACGCCAUUUUGACAGACUUUCGUUUAUUUUUACAACUUGUGGAACAGAAACACAAAGUAUAUUGUUUGUUUUAAAAUGUUGUUCUUUUAUAACAGUAUAAACGUAGAAGCUGAGGCAAAGCAGGAAUUGAAAAGACAUCGUAGGAAUCUUCGAUAUAAUACCGAUCCUCUUGCUUUAACGGAUACAGCGUACGUAAAUAAAUUGAUAACUGUUUUGCUAACGUUAUCAUCUGAUUGUCGUUAUCUUCGUUGGCAAUUACAUUACAGAUUUGUUAACAACUUUAGGAUAUCGAAAUCUAUUUUCAUGGAUUUGCUUGAUGGUAUUGAUUCUUCGGUAGACUCUCGCAGAGCGCAUGGAAUAUCAAAAAAAGAGAAGUUGACGGCAUGUAUAAUAUUCUUCGCAUCUGGGAGAUAUCAGCAUGGCGUAGGAAAAGAUUUCCAUGUCGCAAUGGCUCCGACAACUUUUAGUAAAGUUUUGAGAGGAACUUUACGACCACUCCACUCAUUAGUUGGGGAUUGGAUAAAUUUGCGAAUGACUCAAUCAGAGAGACAGGAAGCUAAAGAAUAUUUCUUCUUGAAAAGCGGUAUUGAGAACGUCGUGAUGUGCGUAGAUGGAACGCACGUUAAAAUUAAAAAACCGCAAGAACGUCCGCUUACUUUCCUGAAUAGGAAAUCAUUUUACAGCAUUAACACAUUGAUUGUGUGUGACCAUAAAACACGCAUACGAGCCGUUGAUGCACGAUUUGCUGGAUCACAUCACGAUGCGCAUAUAUGGCGAGUGAGCAUUGUGCGCAAAUAUUUCCAACGAUUGCACAGAAGCGGGCAAAGGGACAAGAUUUUGGGGGAUGCUGGGUAUCCAUCAGAACCGUGGCUAGUAAGACCGCACAGAGACCCAGACGAAGGAUCCGCCGAGGCAGAAUUUAACAAAAAACACUCUUCUGGUCGGAUGAUUGUAGAACAGACAAUAGGCGUUUGGAAAUCCCGGUUUCGAUGUCUCGCUGGGACAGACAGAUCACUAAACUACGAUCCUAAAACAAGUGGUCUAAUUAUUAACACAUGUUGUGCGUUGCAUAACAUCUGUAUUGAAAAUAAUAUAGAGUGGCAACAAAUUUUCACAGAUUUAUUAGAAGAUAUUUGACAUAAACAAAUGCUAUUUUAUGCGCAAAAAAGUUAAAUUUGGUGAAAUUCAGUAUGGUUUGAAUAAAUUGAAACAUCAAAUGCGAUUCAUUUGUUUUGAGAAUUCUGAGCAUAUUUUUUAAUUCAUAAAAUCGGGUAAACAUGAAACUUUUAAGCAUUUUAGUAAUUAAUGCCUGGGCUGAUUUGCGUUACUAAUUUGCUCUAAUUUAGCAUAUUUUAACUCUAGCUCCUUUUCGGCAAUUUCCUUCCUCAGUUGAAAAUCCUGAAUUGCCAAUUCAUGUUGCAUUUCCAUUGCCUUUUGUUUUAGUUCAAAUUUCCUUUUAGCAUGUUCCUUUUCAGUUUCUAACCUAGCUUUGUUUGUUUCUUGUUUUUCGAUUUUAACGUUGAGUAUUUUUUGUUGAAUCACAUUGAAUUUACGCAACUCCAACAAGUUUUGCUCCGCCAAUGUGCGUCUCUUUCGCCUGCUGUUACGAGCUGGUUCUGUAGUAACAGGAACCUCUUCGAUUUCAACCUCUUGGUCAAUUAUUUGGGCAGAAGUUGGUUGAUGUCCGCUGUCCCGAUUACAUGCUCCGGAUGUAACGAGCUCUGUUACUUCUGGGCUGAUAUUCAAACAUUCAUUUUCGAUUGAAUCUUCACUUUCUGCUAGACCCAUUGGUGGAACGUCAGGUGUUCCGACCACUGAACGUUGCAUAUCGAGCACUUCAAUAACUUUCUGCUCCAGGGCAUUAAAAUUGCGCAAGGAGCACGGUCCCCCUCCGGUCGAUCUGUAUUCCGCAUUAUUAAAUGAAAGCUUCUUUUUUAAAGCAGAUUUAUAAUCCGCCCAAACCUAAAAUAG
Molecule: messenger RNA, 2045 nt
Organism: Anopheles gambiae (African malaria mosquito)
Lineage: Eukaryota; Metazoa; Arthropoda; Insecta; Diptera; Culicidae
Product: putative nuclease HARBI1
Exons: 3
Coding region: 150-1211 (353 amino acids)
Source: RefSeq, a predicted model, not a curated record